GUUUGGCCAUUUCGGGAGCUCGUGAUGGCUGUUACUGGAAGAUGCUGCAGCUGUGGGGAAAAUGUGCCUCUUCUGUCAUUUUUGACCUUUUUCCUCUGCUGUGGUCUUGUACUUGGACAAAUCCGCUAUUCAGUCCAAGAGGAAUCUGACAAAGGAGCGAUCGUGGGUGACAUUGCGCAAGAUUUGGGGUUGGACGUUGCAAAGCUCUCGGCUCGAAAUAUGAAGGUAACGGCCGACGGAGGAAAACGGUACGUAGAUGUGAAUCCAAAAAACGGAAAACUGUUCGCGAACGAGCGAAUCGACCGCGAGGCGUUGUGCGACAGGAGCGGCGGCUGCGUUCUGAAUUUUGAUCUGCUUCUCGAAAACCCUUCCGAGGUCCACAGCAUCGAAUUGGAGGUGGUCGACGUGAACGACAACGCGCCGCAGUUCCCAAGAGACGAGUACCAGUUGGAAAUAACGGAAUCGGCGUCCCCUACUUCUCGUUUUCCCGUCGAGCACGCUCUGGAUCCAGAUGUCGGGACCAACUCAGUCCGAUUUUACCGGCUCGGCCCAAACGACCAUUUUGCUCUCGAUUCCAACAAACCGUCGCCCAGCAGCAAACACGUCGAGCUUGUGCUAAAAAAGCCUUUGGAUCGCGAGCAGACGCCGUAUCAUCAGUUGAUUUUGACAGCGUCUGACGGCGGCACUCCAUCACUGACAGGUACGGUGAAAAUUAACGUGCGCGUCUUAGACUCAAACGACAACAAUCCCGUGUUCGACAACUCUGUGUACAAAGUGAAACUGCUGGAAAAUUCACCAAAAGACACACUAGUUAUUAAAUUAAACGCCACGGAUCAGGAUGAGGGAACAAAUGGCGAGGUGUUUUAUUCGUUUAGCAGUUACACUCCGGAAAGGGUCAGGCAGGUGUUCAGCAUGGACACCAACACUGGAGAAAUCCGAGUCCGGAGCAAUGUGGACUAUGAGGACACAAACUCGUAUGAGAUGUACAUUCAGGCCAUGGACAAAGGACCAGCUGCUGUUGCUGCCCACUGUAAAGUGGUGGUGGAGGUAGUGGAUGUGAACGAUAACGUUCCAGAGAUUGUGCUUUCAUCCUUGUCCAGCCCGGUGCGAGAGGAUGCCCGUGCUGACACCGUUGUAGCCUUGAUCAGUGUGACUGAUCGGGACUCUGGCCCAAAUAAGCAAGUGAUGCUAGAGAUCCCACCCGGCCUUCCUUUUAAAAUAAAAUCUUUCAGGAACUACUACACUUUAGUAACCUCUGCCUUCUUGGACCGUGAAACCACAGCAGCCUAUAAUGUGACCCUCAGUGCCACAGAUGGUGGCACUCCACCCCUCUCUUCAAAGAAAACCAUUCAGGUGGAUGUGGCAGAUGUUAAUGACAAUCCACCACGGUUUGAGCAGACCUCUUACACUGUGUAUGUUAUGGAGAACAAUGCACCUGGAGCCUCUCUCUGCACUGUCAAAGCUCUUGACUCAGAUGUGAAUGAAAAUGCCCGAAUAACUUAUACCGUUCUGACUGACAACAACCAUGGAAUUCCUGUCACUUCUUAUGUUUCCAUUAAGCCAGACACAGGUGUAGCUUAUGCUCUUCGCUCCUUUGAUUAUGAGUCACUUAGGGAGUUUCACUUCCAGGUAAAAGCACAGGAUGGGGGCAUUCCACCCCUCAGUCGUGUGGCCACUGUCUACAUCUAUAUAAUGGACCAAAAUGAUCAUCCUCCUCAGAUUGUGAACCCUCCAGCCAAUGGGACACGCUCCACAGAAACAGUGCUGAAGAACAUUGAAGCUGGUGCUCUGGUCACCAAGGUGGUUGCAUAUGAUGCAGAUGCUGGACAAAAUGCUUGGCUCAUUUAUGUUUUGGAUCAGUCCUCUGAUCUAGACCUGUUCAAAGUACAUGAGCACACGGGGGAGAUUCGUACAACACGUCGAGUCCUAGAAGACAACUCAACCUCUUUUAGUCUCACUGUGUUGGUAAAAGACCAUGGAGAUCCAGCUCUUUCUUCUACUGCCACCAUUAACAUAGCUGUUAUGGAGGUGCCACCUAAAAUUGCACCUGACCCCAAAAAGAUAGUUCGUCCUCACAGCACACCUCUCUUUUCUAAAGUAACACUCUACCUAAUUGUAGCUCUUAGUGCCACAACUUUUGUGUUUCUGGUGACCGUGGUGGUGUUAGCAAUAGUCCGGUGCCAUGCCUAUUGUACACAACCUGGCUCAUGCUCACCCUGCUGUGUGUCUCAGAAGAGCACACAAGAUGGUGGGUCUGGAGGAGGUGCAGGUGGAGGGUCUCAGGGCAACAACAAUGUGGUGCUCCGCCGAGAUCUCAAAGUCGAACCUCAUUACAUUGAGGUUCGGGGUAAUGGCUCUCUGACCAAAACAUACUGUUACAAAACCUGUAUGACUGCCACAUCAGGUAGUGACACAUUCAUGUUCUACAACACGGGCCGGCCCAUCAGUGGGACAUGGGGUUCGGAGCGCUUCUUUACAAGUGGCAGUGGCUUUGUUCGUAGACUCAGCAUGCCCGAUGCAGCAAUACAGCCCAAGGGACCGAAUGCUGACUGGCGGUACUCUGCAUCUUUGAAGGCAGGAGUGCAGAGCUCCGUUCACAUGGAGGAGACCUCAGCUAUGAUGCAGGGUGCACAAGGAAUGCUUGUGCAGAACUGGCCUACAGUGUCCAGUGCUGCAGAUGGAGAAGCUGAAGGACAACUGUCUCCUCCUGUUGGAGCUGGGAUCAACAGUAAUAGCUGGAGCUUCCGUUAUGGUGCCGGGCCAGGCUAUGGUCCUCCACAGGUCCUGAAGCCAGGUGAGACCCCUCCUGAAGCCUUCAUCAUUCCUGGCUCACCUGCAAUCAUCUCCAUCCGGCAAGACCCUGGCGCCAUGGAUGAGAAGGGGGACUUUAUUAGCUUUGGCAAGAAAGAGGAUCCCAAGAAGAAGAAAAAGAAGAAGAAGGAGAAAAAGGACAAAAAGGAGAAGGGCAAAGAUGAUGGACUGUACUCCAGAAUACAGCACCAUUUUAAAAUGAGAACGGAAAAGAUGAUAUCUUCAUUUACGACAUUAUGUCAUUUGGCAUGGGUAUUCAUCAUCAUUCGAGCUGUCCAAGCAGAUUUGAGCUACACAUUCCCGGAAGAAACGAAGCAGCAAUAUGUGAUCGGAAAUAUAGCAAAGGAUCUCGGACUUGACCUGAAACGAUUGUCUGCUCGUAAAGCUCGAAUAGAGACAGAAGGCAGCAAUAAGCGAUACUGCGAAAUUAAUGUGAGUAAUGGAAAUUUGGUUGUGGCGGAAACAAUAGACCGAGAGGAGCUCUGUGGGUCGAAAAUUUCUUGCAUUCUUAAUUAUGAGCUUGUGUUGGAAAAUCCUCUUGAAGUGCACCGCAUUUCACUGCAGAUUGAGGACAUAAACGACAACGCGCCGAGAUUCCCUAAUGGUCGGAUAAUGUUUGAUAUCCAGGAAUCAGCAGUUAAAGGCGAACGUUUUCCUUUGGAUGAAGCUCACGACUCUGACAUAGGCCAAAACGCGAUUCAGGGAUAUUCACUUGAAAGAAAUGCUCAUUUUGUUUUGUCAAUUAAAGAAAACGCGGACGGAGGAAAAUAUGCUGAACUGAUUUUGGAUAAGCAGCUGGAUCGUGAACAGACGAAUGAAAUAGAUUUAAUAUUUACUGCGAUUGAUGGAGGGACUCCACAGAGGUCUGGUACUGCUCUUAUCCACAUCAAUGUUCUUGAUGCUAAUGACAAUAGCCCGGUUUUUAGUCAGUCUGUGUAUAAGGUGACUCUGGCUGAAAACACACCGUUGGGUGCAGAAGUAGUUACAGUGAGCGCUUCAGACGCUGAUGAGGGCGUGAACGGAGAGGUCAGUUAUGAAUUUAGUCGAAUAUCUGAUAAAGCAGCAAAAAUAUUUUCCAUCGACAAGACAACUGGUCAUAUUACAGUAAAAGGAAAUAUUGAUUAUGAAGAAGAAACUACGUAUGAAAUGAGAGUUCAGGCUAAAGAUGGUCCUGGCUUAGCAUCCACUGCCAAAAUUAUUAUAGACAUUACUGAUGUAAAUGAUAAUGCACCCAGAAUUAUAAUUAAAUCAUUAAAUGAUCCAAUUUCUGAGAAUUCUGAGAUAGGAACUGAAGUGGCAAUAAUUAAUGUUCAGGAUAACGAUUCAGGAGAUAAUCGAAAAGUCAGAUGUUUCAUUCAAGAAAAUGCUCCUUUCCAAUUAAACCCAUCUAUCAAAAACUAUUUUUCUUUGGCGACCGCACGCUUAUUAGACAGAGAGAGGACAUCAGAUUAUAAUAUAACAGUCACUGCUACUGAUGGAGGCUCUCCACCUUUAUCAACAUCCAUAACCUUCCAUCUAUCUGUAUCUGACAUCAAUGACAAUCCACCUGUAUUUGAGCAGCUGUCCUACACUGCAUAUGUAAUGGAAAAUAAUAAAGCAGGAACAUCUAUUAGUGCUAUUAUUGCAAGAGACCCAGACUGGAGGCAGAAUGGUACAGUACUGUAUUCUCUGGUGCCCAGUGAGAUGAAUGGUGUUCCAUUUACCUCAUUUGUAUCCAUUAACUCAGAUACUGGAGUGAUUCAUGCUGUGAAAUCAUUUGAUUAUGAGAAGUUUAGAGACUUUAAAGUCCAGGUUGUAGCCAGAGACAAUGGUUCUCCUCCACUCAGCAGCAAUGUGACUGUGAGUGUGUUCAUAUCAGAUGAGAAUGAUAAUGCUCCACAGAUUUUAUAUCCUGAUCCAGAGGGAAAACCAUUUAUGACAGAGAUGGUUCCUAAAGCUGUUCUUUCUGGCUCUUUGCUUUCCAAAGUGAUCGCUGUGGAUGCUGAUUCUGGUCAGAACGCAUGGUUGUCGUAUCAGAUCGUCAAAUCUACUGAUCCAGGACUUUUCACUAUUGGUCUCCAUAGCGGAGAGAUCAGGGCUCAGAGGGACAUUUCUGAAUCUGACAGCAUGAAACAGAACCUUGUUAUCUCAGUGAAAGAUAAUGGGCAACCUCCUCUUUCUGCUACGUGUUCUGUAUAUUUACUUAUUUCUGAUAAUCUUGCUGAAGUUCCAGAACUUAAAGACAUGACUUAUGAGGAGAACAAUUCCAAACUGACUUUCUUUUUGAUAAUUGCACUGGUUUCUGUUUCCACUUUCUUUUUGACUUUCAUUAUUCUGAUCCUGGCUUUGAGAUUUUGUCACAGAAGAAAACCCAGACUGUUGUUUGAUGGAGCAGUGGCCAUUCCCAGCACUUAUCUUCCUCCCAAUUAUGCAGAAGUGGAUUGUAUGGGAACUCUCCAUAGUUCUUACAAUUAUGACACAUAUCUAACCACAGGGUCACGCACCAGUGACUUCAAGUUCAUCACUUCUUACAAUGACACCACACUUACUGCUGAUGGAACUCUGAAGAAGGUUCAACAAGAGACUUUAUCUCCGAAUUUGAUUACACUUAACAAUUCAGAAGUGGAAAAUGAGGUGAAAGAUUGUAUGAGUAAUCUUCAAGCUUUCCCUGAGACCGAAAAUCAUUGUUACAGAAGCUUGUGUUCACUGAGGACUGUACUCCAAAAAAUAGCACCAUUUUACCACACGACUUUGUAUAAAAUGAGAAUGGAAAAGAUAUCUUCAUUUACGACAUUAUGUCAUUUGGCAUGGGUAUUCAUCAUCAUUCAAGCUGUCCAAGCAGAUUUGAGCUACACAUUCCCGGAAGAAACGAAGCAGCAAUAUGUGAUCGGAAAUAUAGCAAAGGAUCUCGGACUUGACCUGAAACGAUUGUCUGCUCGUAAAGCUCGAAUAGAGACAGAAGGCAGCAAUAAGCGAUACUGCGAAAUUAAUGUGAGUAAUGGAAAUUUGGUUGUGGCGGAAACAAUAGACCGAGAGGAGCUCUGUGGGUCGAAAAUUUCUUGCAUUCUUAAUUAUGAGCUUGUGUUGGAAAAUCCUCUUGAAGUGCAUCGCAUUUCACUGCAGAUUGAGGACAUAAAUGACAACGCGCCGAAAUUUCCUAAUGGCCGGAUAAUGUUUGAUAUCCAGGAAUCGGCCGAUAAAGGAGAACGUUUCAUUCUAGAUGAAGCUCACGACUCUGACAUAGGCCAAAACGCGAUUCAGAAAUAUUCCCUUGAAAGAAAUGCUCAUUUUGUUUUGUCAAUUAAAGAAAACGCGGACGGAGGAAAAUAUGCUGAACUGAUUUUGGAUAAAGAGCUGGAUCGUGAACAGACGAAUGAAAUAGAUUUAAUAUUUACUGCGAUUGAUGGAGGGACUCCACAGAGGUCUGGAACUGCACUUAUCCACAUCAAUGUUCUUGAUGCUAAUGACAAUAGCCCGGUAUUUAGUCAGUCUGUGUAUAAGGUUACUCUGGCUGAAAACACACCGUUGGAUACAGAAGUAGUUACAGUGAGCGCUACAGACGCUGAUGAGGGAGUGAACGGAGAGGUCAGUUAUGAAUUUAGUCGAAUAUCUGAUAAAGCAUCAAAAUUAUUUUCUAUCGACAAGACAACUGGUCAUAUUACAGUAACAGGAAAUAUUGAUUACGAAGAAGAAUCUACCUAUGAAAUGAGAGUUCAGGCUAAAGAUGGUCCUGGCUUAGCAUCGACUGCCAAAAUUAUUUUAGACAUUACUGAUGUAAAUGAUAAUGCACCCAGAAUUAUAAUUAAAUCAUUAAAUGAUCCAAUUUCUGAGAAUUCUGAGAUAGGAACUGAAGUGGCAAUAAUUAAUGUUCAGGAUAACGAUUCAGGAGAUAAUCGAAAAGUCAGAUGUUUCAUUCAAGAAAAUGCUCCUUUCCAAUUAAACCCAUCUAUCAAAAACUAUUUUUCUAUAGUGACCACCUUAUUAGACAGAGAGAUGACAUCAGAUUAUAAUAUAACAAUCACUGCUACUGAUGGAGGCUCUCCACCAUUAUCAACAUCCAUAACCUUCCAUCUAUCUGUAUCUGACAUCAAUGACAAUCCACCUGUAUUUGAGCAGCUGUCCUACACUGCAUAUGUAAUGGAAAAUAAUAAAGCAGGAACAUCUAUUAGUGCUGUUAUUGCAAGAGACCCAGACUGGAGGCAGAAUGGUACAGUACUGUAUUCUCUGGUGCCCAGUGAGAUGAAUGGUGUUCCAUUUACCUCAUUUGUAUCCAUUAACUCAGAUACUGGAGUGAUUCAUGCUGUGAAAUCAUUUGAUUAUGAGACGUUUAGAGACUUUAAAGUUCAAGUUGUAGCCAGAGACAAUGGUUCUCCUCCACUCAGCACCAAUGUGACUGUGAGUGUGUUCAUAUCAGAUGAGAAUGAUAAUGCUCCACAGAUUUUAUAUCCUGAUCCAGAGGGAAAACCAUUUAUGACAGAGAUGGUUCCUAAAGCUGUUCUUUCUGGCUCUUUGCUUUCCAAAGUGAUCGCUGUGGAUGCUGACUCUGGUCAGAACGCAUGGUUGUCGUAUCAGAUCGUCAAAUCUACUGAUCCAGGACUUUUCACUAUUGGGCUCCAUAGUGGAGAGAUCAGGGCUCAGAGGGACAUUACUGAAUCUGACAGCAUGAAACAGAACCUUGUUAUCUCAGUGAAAGAUAAUGGGCAACCACCUCUCUCUGCUACCUGUUCUGUAUAUUUACUUAUUUCUGAUAAUCUUGCUGAAGUUCCAGAACUAAAAGACAUAAAUUAUGAGGAGAGCAAUUCCAAACUGACUUUCUUUUUGAUUAUUGCACUGGUUUCUGUCUCCACCUUCUUUCUGACUUUCAUUAUUCUGAUCCUGGCUUUGAGAUUUUGUCACAGAAGAAAACCCAGACUGUUGUUUGAUGGAGCAGUGGCCAUUCCCAGUGCAUAUCUCCCUCCCAACUAUGCAGAAGUGGCGGGAGCUGGAACUAUCCGUAGUUCUUACAAUUAUGACACAUAUCUAACUACAGGGUCUCGCACCAGUGACUUCAAGUUCAUCACUUCUUACAAUGACACCACACUUACUGCUGAUGGAACUCUGAAGAAGGUUCAACAAGAGACUUUAUCUGCGAAUUUGAUUACACUUAACAAUUCAGAAGUGGAAAAUGAGCAAACGCCUUUGUUUCACAUGAGAAUAGAAACGAUGAUGUCUUCAUUUUCAACAGUAUAUCGUUUGGCAUGGGUAUUCAUCAUCAUUCGCGCAGUCCGAGCAGAUUUGAGCUACACAUUCCCGGAAGAAACGAAGCAGCAAUAUGUGAUCGGAAAUAUAGCAAAGGAUCUCGGACUUGACGUGAAAAGAUUGUCUGCUCGUAAAGCUCGAAUAGAGACGGAAGGCAGCACUAAACGGUACUGCGACAUUAAUUUAAACAAUGGAAAUUUGGUUGUGGCGGAAACAAUAGACCGAGAAAAGCUUUGUGGGUCGAAAAUUUCUUGCAUUCUUAAUUACGAGCUUGUGUUGGAAAAUCCUCUUGAAGUGCACCGCAUUUCACUGCAGAUUGAGGACAUAAACGACAACGCGCCGAGAUUUCCUAAUGAUCGGAUUACGUUUAAUAUAAUGGAAUCGGCCUUUAAAGGAGAACGUUUCCCUUUGGAUGAAGCUCACGACUCUGACAUAGGCCAAAAUGCGGUUCAAGGAUAUUCACUUCAAAGAAAUAGUCAUUUUGUUUUGUCAAUUAAAGAAAACGCGGACGGAGGAAAAUACGCUGAACUGAUUUUGGAUAAGCAGCUGGAUCGUGAACAGAUAAAGGAAAUAGAUUUAUUAUUUACUGCGAUUGAUGGAGGGACUCCACAGAAAUCUGGUACUGCACUUGUCCACAUCAAUGUUCUUGAUGUUAAUGACAAUAACCCGGUUUUUAGUAAGUCUGUGUAUAAGGUUACUCUGGCUGAAAACGCACCGUUGGGUGCAGAAGUAGUUACAGUGAGCGCUACAGACGCUGAUGAGGGCGUGAACGGGGAGGUCAGUUAUGAAUUUAGUCGAAUAUCUGAUACAGCAGCAAACAUAUUUUCUAUUGACAAGACAACUGGUUAUAUUACAGUAAAAGGAAAUAUAGAUUAUGAAGAGGAAACUUCCUAUGAAAUGAGGGUGCAGGCCAAAGAUGGGUCUGGUUUAGCAUCCACUGCCAAAAUUAUUAUAGACAUUACUGAUGUAAAUGAUAACUCACCCCAAAUUAUUCUUAAAUCACUAAACAACCCCAUUCCUGAGAAUUCUGAGAAAGGAACUGAAGUCGCCCUAAUUAAUGUUCAGGAUAAUGAUUCAGGAGAUAAUCAAAAAGUCAGAUGUUCCAUUCAAGAAAAUGUUCCUUUCCAGUUGAACCCAUCUAUUAAAAACUAUUUUUCUAUAGUGACCACAAGCUUAUUAGAUAGAGAGAGGACAUCAGAUUAUAAUAUAACAAUCACUGCUACAGAUGGAGGCUCUCCACCUUUAUCAACAUCCAUAACCUUCCAUCUAUCUGUAUCUGACAUCAAUGACAAUCCACCGGUCUUUGAGCAGCUGUCAUACACUGCAUAUGUAGCAGAAAACAAUAAACCAGGAACAUCUAUUAGUGCUGUUAUUGCAAGAGAUCCAGACUGGAGACAGAAUGGUACAGUACUGUAUUCUCUGGUGCCCAGUGAGAUAAAUGGUGUUCUACUGUCAUCAUUUGUAUCUAUUAAUUCAGAUACUGGAGUGAUCCAUGCUGUGAGAUCAUUUGAUUAUGAAAAAUUCAGAGACUUUAAAGUCCUAGUUGCAGCCAGAGACAAUGGUUCUCCUCCACUCAGCAGCAAUGUCACUUUGAGUGUCUUUAUAUCAGAUGAGAAUGAUAAUGCUCCACAGAUUUUAUAUCCUGCUUCAGAGGGAAAGUCUUUGAUGACUGAGAUGGUCCCUAAAACUGCCCUCUCUGGAUCUCUGUUAUCCAAAGUGAUUGCUGUGGAUGCUGAUUCUGGACAGAAUGCAUGGUUGUCAUAUCAGAUCGUUAAAUCUACGGAUCCAGGACUUUUCACUAUUGGUCUACAUAGUGGAGAGAUCAGGACUCAGAGGGACAUUACUGAAUCUGACAGCAUGAAACAGAACGUUAUAAUCUCAGUGAAAGAUAAUGGGCAACCCCUCUCUGCUACCUGUUCUGUAUAUUUACUUAUUUCUGAUAAUCUUGCCGAAGUUCCAGAACUUAAAGACAUGACUUAUGAGGAGAGCAAUUCCAAACUAACUUUUUAUUUGAUCAUUGCCCUGGUUUCUGUUUCCACCUUUUUUCUGACUUUCAUUAUUCUGAUCCUGGCUGUGAGGUUUUGCCACAGAAGAAAACCCAGACUGUUGUUUGAUGGAGCAGUGGCCAUUCCCAGUGCAUAUCUUCCUCCCAACUAUGCAGAAGUGGAGGGAGCUGGAACUCUCCGCAGUUCUUACAAUUAUGACACGUAUCUAACUACAGGAUCACGCACCAGUGACUUCAAGUUCAUCACAUCUUACAAUGAUGCCACACUUACUGCUGGUGGAACUUUGGAAAAAGUAAAAAAUGAGACUUUAUCUGCAAGUCUGAUUACACUUAAUACAGGAGAGGGACAUGAGCAAAAGCCACCGAACAAUGACUGGCGCUUACCUCCUAACCAGAGGCCUGGACCUAGUGGCCAGCACAGGUUCCAUACCCUGCAGCAGAGGUGGACUCCAUACGAGAAGUCCAGAGCUGGACCUCGUCCUGAAGACUCUGGUGCCGGUGCAGUAGUGGGAACAGGACCGUGGCCAAACCCCCCCACCGAGGCAGAACAGCUCCAGGCUUUAAUGGCUGCUGCAAACGAAGCGAGUGAAGCUUCAGCGACUCUCGGACCUCGCUACAAUGCCCAGUACGUCCCCGACUACCGGCAGAACGUUUACAUCCCAGGCAGCACCGCUACCCUAACGGCUAACCCCCAGCAGCAGAUGCCUCAGCAGGCGCUGCCACCUCCUCAGGCCCCGCCCCAGGCUGCACCUACCAGCGAUGUCCCCAAGGCUGCCCCGACUCCGGCCAGCAAGAAGAAAGUCACCAAGAAGGACAAAAAGUAAUAAGCAUAAUAUAGCAUAAAGAACGCAUUAGAUCCGAUCAGAUCAGCAGUGGCGCUCUAUUUCUCUAAUCUGAGCAUUUCUCGUCUGUGCAUGUUCAGCUAGAAUAUUUCAUAACCAGAAAUCUCUUUAUGACUGAGACUAAAUAUCAGUUGCAAAUAGUUUUGCUUUUAGACACAACGUAAGAAAUUCCCAGCUCUCUCUCAGCUCGUUUUCCUUUUAUGUGGUAGAUUUCGGACCCUAGCAUAAAACACAAAUAUGGAUAAGAAAUAAAUAGGACAAGAUCAGACAAACCAUGUCUCUUUUGUAACCUUGUUUGAUAGCACUGAUAAAAAUACAUGUUGAUUAUCAUGUUACCAUUUGGUUGUUUGUUUUUUUGUUUUUCUUACGCAAAAUAGAUGCUAUUUGUUGUGACAAGAAUGAAAAUGAAAUGUUUUUCAAGAAUGUGCCAUAACCCUGAAAAUAAAAAUAAAAUGAUUAUUCUUGCAUGAUCCAAUUUUUAACCCUAGUAUUAAAAACCUAUGCAGUCUGAAACAGAUAAGAAAAUUUAUAAAGUUAAACAUACUUGCUAUAAAAAAAGCAAUUUUCCACCUAAAAAAAUAGUUGUACGGUUUGUAUUCUAAGAGAAAAAACAACGUAAGAUUGGAUUUGGUCUAGAAAAAGUCGUUUCGCUCUAUGUAAACUAUGCUAGCUUAAUUUUAUAUGAUGAUUAUGUAUAAUAUUAUUAUUUAAACACACUCUGAUGGUCUAUAGUGUGUAUUGCUCCUAUCAGCCUGUAUUAACACAAAGGUGAUUCCCAGACAUUGAAUAUAGUGGAUAUUGGUCAAUCAUGAUCAUGCAUCGAGUUCUUAGGAUGGGUUGUGAGUUGAGAAACAUAAAAGAUUUUGACAUACAAAUGAAUAUUUACCAGUGGCGAACAUUGAAAUAUGUUCUUAUAAAUAUUCAUCCAAAUCAGUAAGACCUUGGUUGUAUUCUCAACCAACUCCCAAAUUGAUCUUUAUUACUCACCUGCAUUCUGUAAAGUCUCAAACUCACCAUGUAAAUAUGCCAUGUAACCAGUCUGUACAAACUAGAGCCACAAACACCAGGCUAGCACAGGAAUGUUUCAGUAUUUUUAGAAAAAAAAAAAAAAAUAAUAAUAAUAAACAAACAAAAAAAAAAGUGUAGUGCUUUAGAUACAAAAAAAGAUUCAAACACACUUACUAACCAAACUGUAAAUACAACCUCGAAAUCUCUGAAGACAACGCAAUCAUAGCUUAGGCCUUGUGAAAUACUAAUCAAAAAAAUGUGCAUAUUUUUGUGUUUUUUCCUUCUCUUUCACUUUAUUUCUUCCCCAAAAAAAUGAAGGUGUUUUUAGCGUGCCCUUUCUUCGACAUCUCUCUAUAGUCUUCGGUGUUUUGUAAUUUACAGUAAGCUGUUUAAUGCUACCGGAAUGGCUAUUCCUGUCUGUUUAACUCAAAAUAUAUAGAAAAUAAUAAUAAAUGUAAAUGUCUGUCUGCUGCUUGAAUAUCUUUCUGUAUUCAAUUGUGUAUUUCAAUUCCUUUAUCUCUUUUUCUUUCUUAACCGCUUUAACGCUUCAUGUCCUGCUUUUAUUUUAUAUGCCGAUAUUUAUAUGGCUGUUGAUUUUUUGUUUAUGUUCUUGUUUAUUAAUGGGACACUUACAUUUCAAAUAAAAGUUUGAACUCACAUUAA
Molecule: messenger RNA, 12546 nt
Organism: Silurus meridionalis
Lineage: Eukaryota; Metazoa; Chordata; Actinopteri; Siluriformes; Siluridae
Biological process (GO): homophilic cell-cell adhesion
Cellular component (GO): plasma membrane
Molecular function (GO): calcium ion binding
Source: RefSeq, a predicted model, not a curated record